Truncatella angustata is the source of this 2192-nucleotide messenger RNA. RefSeq lists its product as uncharacterized. The record is from RefSeq and is a predicted model, not a curated record. The coding region runs from base 369 to 2192 and encodes 607 amino acids. NCBI's taxonomy places the organism in Eukaryota, Fungi, Ascomycota, Sordariomycetes, Amphisphaeriales, Sporocadaceae. The transcript is spliced from 4 exons.
GAGUAUAUCCAGUCGAUUGUAUUACAACUCAUGCCAUAAGUGCCACCCGCAUUUCCCACGGAGGCCAUGUAAGGGCGAUCACUUUCUAUUCCGAAACCUAUAUACGUCCUUCCGUGCUGCACCCGAGGCUGCCAAAUCAGCCGAGAAACUCUUCGAGGCUAGGCUCCUUUCUCGAUGCCACUACGGAUUCGUACAUGUGUAAUUACGUAGCACAUAUCCUCUACGGAUCCGUCGUGCAAGGCCAACGAAAAGUGUUCUACUGUGGCCGACACGAUUGACGUUGGCUUGCGCCUUACCAAGAUGUAGGUACAGAUCCCAGACCUGUUGUUACAGAAUGAGCUCUGUUUGUUGGUUGAUUGGUUGAUUAAAUGAUCGAAUUACGUGCACCUGGCUUCCUGGUGCUCCUCUUUUGCUUAGUACUUGACACCCUCUCACUGCCUGGCACAGAUUCCAAAGGCUCCUUGCCCCAGCCCCCCAGUCCAGCAGCGCCACCCAACAAGGGUGUACAUAUGUGCGGAUCCGGUGUUUGCCCCCUCCCAGUCCAGUCCCCCUCGUCGCGUCUACACCUCGAACGCCUCACCCUUGGCCUGGACUCUUUUGCCGCCGACCUUGGUGAUCGUGCGUCUCAGCAUUCCCUCGCCUAUCUCCUACAAUCACUUCUUAUCGCUCUCAUAGACUGGGCUGCGCAUCAUUCAUUAUUCUUGCCCGCUAGAGGUGCUGGAUCUUCUGCGUCGGCAAGCGCAUCGUCACGCUACGCAACAACGACGCUGUUGCAUAUAGCCCUUGUCUUUGUCGCGUCGGUACGGACCCGUGCCUUGCAGACCUUGAGCAUUCCCACUUCCAGCACCCCGAUUAGAGGACCGCCAUACCGAGUAAGAGCAUAUAUGGAAGAAGCACGUACUCGCCUUGCUGCGCUCGUAAGAAACCACGCCAGAAUGUCCACCGCCACAAUGACCGCCACCACGACGCAUCAAGAAGAGACGAAGCCCUCCAAGCGACCACCCCUCCGCCCUCACACCGUUCCAGAACCGGGCUCGUUAUGGGAUAUCAUGCACGACCAUCAGGGCACCUCGCUCUAUGUCCUGCCCAUCUGCUGGACUGACCUGCACACCCGAUUGCUGGGUUGUCGCUUCGUUCAACAGCAGCCUCAAACCACCCCCGUACCCUCGACCUCCUCGUCACCUCGGAGGUCGCAGCGCACGUCGUCGACCGUUGUCGGCAUCGGAAGGGACCUGGAAUCCCUCAUGUCCAGGGAUUCCCCACGCAACAUCCUGACCAAGACCCGAGCUCUGAGGAGUAUCAUUUCCACUCUGUUCCCUACCCAUCUCGGCAAGGCCAAGUCGAACACGGAACUGAGUCUGAGAUUCGGAAAUCGCAUUUACCACAAGGCAACUCGCGCUCAGGUAAUAUGGAAGCACCAUGACGCAUCCAUGUCCUUUGACUCGGCCACCACCUGGACUUCUAGUAGAUCUACCAGCCAGCUCAUGGCCUCAAUGAACGUCAAUAUUGCUGGUGAUGCACCCGUACUCGCCUACGUCAGCAGAAGCAAUCUCAACCACGUCAGACACAACUGCUUCAGGAUAAUCCAGGGCCCCAACAGGACAUACAACGCACCCGUUCACCGCUUGCAGGCACUGCGAUCAAAGAAUUUGAUGCCGAGUAACCCGGACGAGGAUCCUCACUUUAUCGCCACCAUUAUUGCUAUGGCCCAACAGCAGGUUUACCAGGACGGCUUCAGGGAUUCUCAUUUCGCACCUAGAGAUGUCACGGUUCGCCUCUUCACCACGACAGAAGAAGAUGAGGCCUUCAUCAUUUACACUGCUACAGUUCCAGCCGCUUUCCUGAGCAUGUUCCAUGAGCCACACAAGGCACCCAAAGGCGACACGGAGGUCAAGAUCGAGCACACACACGUACCCGUAUGGCCCGUCCUAGGUCUCAAGGAGAGGCUGGCUCACGUCCUCGGUCCGGAUCUUGUUGGUGAUUUUGAUCCGCUCAAGAUCGACACGUUCCCAGAUGAGGAACAGGACAUUACGAGUAUCGCAGAGGUUGCAUCGCCGAAGCGCAGACGCGACGUUCUGUCAGAUGUUCUUAACACGAGCUUCUCCGAGGACCGGCCGUCAAAUACUCCAGACGAUAUCAAUGCGAUCGGCAAGCGGAGAUGUCUUGAAGGUAGGGUUGGCGUUGUGCGAUAG